AUGUCGGGUGGUCCAACAGCAAAUCGUCCAUUGACGAAAACUUAUUGUGAAACAUGUCGAAAACUUUUUACACCACGAGAUGCUAUGCAAAUAUAUCAGGAUAGAUACUAUCAUCCACAUUGUUUUUGUUGUUCACAAUGUGGUGGUUCAUUAGCUGGAAAACCAUUUUAUCCUAAACCAAAUAAUCAAUUUCAAUGUGAACGAUGUAAUAAUGCACUGGCUCCUAAUUGCUGUAUGUGUAAUCAAAAGAUACCAUCGGGUACGACAGCUAAACGAUUUAAAGAUCGUCAUUAUCAUAGUGAUUGUUUUCGUUGUUGCAAAUGUACUGCAAUUAUACCUGAUGGUCAUAAUUUCGUCGAUAUGUUAGAUGGACGAUAUGAAUGUUUAACAUGUUCAAAACAUAUAACUGGUAUUUAUCAAGGCAAAGAACAUGCACCAAAUUUAGAAAAUACAUAUGGUGAAAUAACUUUUGUACAAUGCGAUCAAGCAGGUCGUGUACCAAUAUGUGACAAAUGUACACGACCUGUAACAUAUCAAGAAGAAGUAUUUAAACAUGAUACACGUUAUUAUCAUCUUGAUUGUGCUCGUUGUAAUCGAUGUCGUAAGAAACUUUUUAAAAUACCAUGUAGAAAACUUGGUUCUGCAUUGGUUUGUCAUACAUGCUCAUAA
Messenger RNA from Rotaria sp. Silwood1, 669 nucleotides. NCBI's taxonomy places the organism in Eukaryota, Metazoa, Rotifera, Eurotatoria, Philodinida, Philodinidae. The record is from the annotation of a GenBank genome assembly.